UGAUUGGCUCGCACGUUUGAGGUAAAACGUCCGCCCGGCCAAUCGACUGUGAUCAAGUGUCCACUCAGUGAACACAGAAACCCGCUGGGGGGGGACGUCUAUAAAACCCUGUGCUGUGGGAGUGUUCAGCAGAUACGCUGAGUCUCCUCAUUCCAGUCUUCAUCAUUAGAAGAUUUACUAUCUCACAGGAAUGAUGAUAACGCUCAAACUGUGGACUCUGCUUGUUGCCUGCGUGCUGAUCGUUUGUCAGGUGUACGUGUCGCACGCCGCUCCGUCCAGAAGUAACAAGGAGUCCAUGUCAGAUGGAGUCACACUGUCAGACGACGACGCGCAGCGGUUACUCAGAGCGAUCAAAGAGUUCAUGCAGAUAGCCUCAGACGAGCAGGACCACCAAACAGCUGACGGCAACAGCAACGCGACAGUACAGAAGCGGGCAUGUAACACGGCCACCUGUGUGACCCAUCGCUUGGCGGACCUGCUGAGUCGGUCAGGAGGGCUGGGGUACAGCAACUAUGUGCCCACCAACGUGGGGGCCCAGGCGUUUGGCAGACGGAAGCGGCGCGGCCCUGUGUGAGCACAGCGCUGGAUCCAUGGACUAAAGAGUUCCUCCUUUGAGAGACAAAACUGUGUCAUCAUCAGCCUUCAAACUCCUCCCAAAAAAUCUUCCUCACAAACGUGGACUCGCUUUGAAAAGAACAAACCAGUCGCCCACACUAAACAUCUAGUCUUGUGUCUUUGUUGUCAUGCAAAGGUAACUGGGAUUAUACUGUAUUUUCUUCUUUUCCUGUGUCAAACUCGCUGCUGUACAUUUGCACGACUGGCUAAACUUCUGCACAGCUGUGGCUGUCGUGGGCCUCGAUGUUUUCAUGUGACAUUUUCAUGAUGGCAGAUGUAGUAAACACUCGUGAGUUGCAGGAAUAAAUUGUAUUUUAGCUACA
Molecule: messenger RNA, 938 nt
Organism: Solea senegalensis (Senegalese sole)
Lineage: Eukaryota; Metazoa; Chordata; Actinopteri; Pleuronectiformes; Soleidae
Gene: calca
Product: calcitonin/calcitonin-related polypeptide, alpha
Exons: 5
Coding region: 191-574 (127 amino acids)
Cellular component (GO): extracellular region
Molecular function (GO): calcitonin receptor binding; hormone activity
Source: RefSeq, a predicted model, not a curated record